AUGAAUAAUUCUGACACAAAACAAUCAUCUUCAAAUGGAUUUGAGGAAUCUUUGUCACCAGAGGAGUAUCUAAACAAGAUAAAUGAAGUGAGGACAUUACUAGGGCCAUCGACCGAGAAGUCAUCUGAGUAUUGUUCAGAUGCUGCCAUUUCUCGGUAUUUAGCUGCGCGUAACGGCCAUGUCAAGAAAGCAACUAAAAUGCUUAAAGAAACCUUAAAAUGGAGGACUCACUACAAACCCGAUGAGAUUCGAUGGGAGGAGAUUGCACGAGAAGCUGAGACCGGGAAGAUAUACCGAGCUAAUUGUACCGAUAAGUAUGGAAGAACAGUUUUGGUUAUGAGACCAAGUUGCCAGAAUACGAAAUCUACUAAAGGGCAGAUUAGAUUCUUGGUGUACUGUAUGGAAAAUGCAAUCUUGAAUCUACCAGAUGACCAAGAACAAAUGGUUUGGCUAAUCGAAUUUCAAGGUUUCAACAUGUCGCAUAUAUCCCUGAAAGUGUCUCGAGAAACCGCUCAUGUGUUACAAGAACAUUACCCUGAACGCUUAGGCUUGGCCAUACUAUACAAUCCGCCUAAGAUAUUCGAACCAUUCUGGAAGAUUGUAAAACCGUUUCUCGAACCAAAGACCUGCAACAAGGUGAAAUUCGUCUACUCAGAUGAUAACCUUAGCAAGACGGUUCUCGAAGAUCUUUUCGAUAUGGAGCAGCUCGAAGUUGCGUUUGGUGGGAAAAACAGCGAUUCGAGUUUCAAUUUUGAGAAAUAUGCUGAGAGAAUGAGAGAAGAUGAUUUGAAGUUCUUUGGAAACACAACAGUGUCAUCAACCUCAGCUCAUUUCACCAACUCAGAUUCUGAAGUUUCAGACUCUGAAAAGAAGCAACUGGAGGACAAAGAGAUUAUCAAGAACGGAACUUCGGAAUCUCCUUUAGAUACAACUAAUCUUAAACCUGAAGCUUAG
Molecule: messenger RNA, 954 nt
Organism: Arabis nemorensis
Lineage: Eukaryota; Viridiplantae; Streptophyta; Magnoliopsida; Brassicales; Brassicaceae
Source: the annotation of a GenBank genome assembly